Molecule: messenger RNA, 483 nt
Organism: Drechmeria coniospora
Lineage: Eukaryota; Fungi; Ascomycota; Sordariomycetes; Hypocreales; Ophiocordycipitaceae
Exons: 3
Coding region: 1-483 (160 amino acids)
Cellular component (GO): mitochondrial large ribosomal subunit
Molecular function (GO): structural constituent of ribosome
Source: RefSeq, a predicted model, not a curated record
AUGGCCUCCCCUUCACAACUUGUCCGUCUUGCCAAGACGCUGCCAGAGCCUCUCCAGCGCUUCUUCGCCCGCUGGCCUCCUGCUUCCAUCCUCCCCGAAAGAGCGGCUGCGAGCCCAACUCCGCACCAGGAGCAGCGCCCAAACCCCUUUCGCUUUUACAAGCACCCGGUUACGGGCAAGUGGCAAGAUCCCGUCUACUCUUAUAGGCGCCAGGCCCAACUCGUCCAGAUGGCCCGCGAGCACGGCGUCGAGUCGCUGCUCCCCGAGACAACCAAGGGCACCGAGUACAAGCUUGCACACCGCAUCGAGCACGGCUUGAGAGUCAAGGGCACAGGCGUCGGACAAAGAGUCAAGGGACACAUCCACGAGAGGCACAUGAUUGCCAAGAUGGAGAAGAGGAGAGAGGCCAUGUUGGAGAUGCCAAAGCUUAUCAGAGCCUGGAAGAGAAUCGGGAAACGAAACUGGACGAAGUUUCCAAAAUAA